Cetraspora pellucida is the source of this 459-nucleotide messenger RNA. NCBI's taxonomy places the organism in Eukaryota, Fungi, Glomeromycota, Glomeromycetes, Diversisporales, Gigasporaceae. The record is from the annotation of a GenBank genome assembly.
AUGCCACCUAGACAACAUUAUGAAUUAGGUAAAAUUCCUGAACAUGAUGACUAUAGUUACGAUGAUGAUUCUGUUUCUGGUUCUAGCAAUUUUAACCAAAAACAUAAAACCAGUAACAUUGAGGAUGAUGAAAGUGAUGAUGAUAUGCGAAGUGAUAAAAGUAGUGAUGAAAAUGUACAAAGUGAUGAAAGCGAUCAAGAAAAUGAAAUUAAUGAAAUGGACAAUACUUGUCUUAAAGAACCUGAUAACAAAAAUACAAAAGAUGCAGUUAAUGACCCUAUUAGGGAAAUUUUUAAGUAUGUUUUCGUCAACGACUCUUGGACCUGUGACUCUUCAAUUGAAAAACUAUAUUAUUCAGCAUCAAUCUAUCCAAAUGUUUGUUACCUGUGUGGUAGCCUUGAUGUCAAUCAGCCUGUUCCUCAAGAUACCAGACGUACCCCUCGUUCUAAUGAAAAAUGA